Molecule: messenger RNA, 943 nt
Organism: Choloepus didactylus (southern two-toed sloth)
Lineage: Eukaryota; Metazoa; Chordata; Mammalia; Pilosa; Megalonychidae
Gene: LY6K
Product: lymphocyte antigen 6 family member K
Exons: 6
Coding region: 1-882 (293 amino acids)
Biological process (GO): binding of sperm to zona pellucida
Cellular component (GO): acrosomal vesicle
Source: RefSeq, a predicted model, not a curated record
AUGCCGAUGUCUGAGAAGGAGGAGGGCCCUGAAGUUCCCACGACACACGCUGUAAAGGAGAAGGAGCUGGAGGAAGGAGAGGCUGUCCGCGUGCGAGGCCGAGGCUUAGGGACCGCGCCCAGACGGAGCGCGGAGUCCCGGGAGAUGAAGGAGGGAACCAGACGUGCUCAGCGGCGCCCGCGUCCGCCGACCACCGCCACCGGCGCUCGGAAACCGGCGCGGCCCAGCCCGGAGGAGGCGGAGGCGGCCCAGGGCGGCCGCGGCGGGGCGGGGAGCGCGCCAGUCGGCGGCGCGGCUUCAGAACAUUCUGGAAGGAGCCGGGGCGAGGCGGGGCAGGGACAGCGGCUGAGGCGCGAGGCCCGCCCGGCGCGCGGAGAGAAAAGCCGGCGCCGCCGCCUGCCCAGGGUCCAGCGUCCACUGGCCAGCAUGCUUUUCCUCACCUUGCUCCUGGCCAUGGCCCUGCCAGGUGGGGAAACCAACGUUUCCAUAUCUGAAAGACAAGAUCCUCUGCGGUGUCAUGCCUGUGAGGAAGAGAACGGAUUUGCUUGCGUCAAUCCGGUUGACUGUGAAACCCAGCAACGGUAUUGCACGAUUGCUGCCAUAAAAUUUUACCCGCGUUUCUUCCUCGUUUCGAAACAGUGUGCGCAGUACUGCUCAGUAAUUGCACGGCCUACCGAGGCUGCCAAGUCAUUUUUACUGGAAAAGCCUCUGCCCUUCCUGUAUGGCAUGUGUUGUAGUUCUCCCCUAUGCAACCAAAAUGGACCGGAGAUGAAUAAGUCAACGUUCAGAGAAUUCGCUGGGCGAGCCGCAGAGCACAGAGACAGCCGCACUGGGGCACUUCUUCUGGCGCUGGCCGCGGCGGGGGGCCUGGGCCUGCUGUGAGCCCAGAGCCCUGGCAAGCUGCCGGCUCUGGAACUGUCCCAUUAAACUUGUUGCACCUUGA